This is a messenger RNA of Alternaria incomplexa, 1845 nucleotides long. RefSeq lists its product as uncharacterized. NCBI's taxonomy places the organism in Eukaryota, Fungi, Ascomycota, Dothideomycetes, Pleosporales, Pleosporaceae. Gene Ontology annotation, molecular function: RNA binding; transcription coregulator activity; 3'-5'-RNA exonuclease activity. The transcript has 4 exons. The record is from RefSeq and is a predicted model, not a curated record. Bases 1 to 1845 code for a protein of 614 amino acids. Gene Ontology annotation, cellular component: nucleus. Gene Ontology annotation, biological process: regulation of DNA-templated transcription.
AUGGCUUCUCAACCCACCCCCAGCCCCCAGGCGGCCAACCUGGACCGCUACGUUGUAAUCCAUGUGGCUACCACCUGCGACGAGCACGGCGUGUAUGUUACCAAAGACUCUGCCGAGGUCAUUGAGCUCGGUUGGAUCCUGCUCGAUGCAAAGUCGUGCGAGGAGCUCCAUCGUGAGUCGGUCCUCGUCAAGCCGGUCAACACGCCAAUCACGGCCCUAUGCACCAGCUUGACGACCCUCACAUGGGACCAGGUUCGCAACGCCGGUUCCUUCCGCGACGCCGUCGACCGUUUCAGUAACUUUUACAACGAGCACAUCGGGCCUAAGAACCUCGAAUUCGCAUUCGUGACCCUAGAUUCCUGGGACCUCCGCGUCCAGCUCCCUCGCGAAGCCCGCGACAAGGCCGUCGUUCUUCCUCCCUACCUACAGCACUCCCGCACCUUCGACCUCCGCACAGAAUACCAGAGGUGGCAGGCACACCACCCAGAGUCGCUUCCGUUUGGCUCCAGCGCCUUGACAAACAUCUGUGCGGCGCUUGAGGUGGAGCCUGUCCAGUCGUCGGCCCCCAUCAAGCACAACCUGCCCUUUCACUUGCAAGCCCUCGCGCCCGCCUCGCCCCGCCGGGCCAUGGAAGAGGCUGUCACGCUUGCUCGCGUGCUUCGCGGUCUUAUUCGCAAGUCGCAACCACCCCAGGACCACCCCGACGUCUUGACUAAACCCAUGGAUGCCCGCGCCGACGUUCGCGCUUUCUUGUCGGAGCGAAGCAAGGUUCUGCACAUGAGCGGCCUUCCGCACGACACUACGCAGUCGGAAUUAGAGAGCUGGUUUACCCAAUUUGGCGGACGUCCAAUUGCGUUCUGGACCCUCCGCACUCCUGACCAGCACAAGCCCACCGGAACUGGCUUUGCGAUCUUCUCAUCCCACGAAGAGGCUGCGGAAUCGCUCUGCAUGAACGGACGCGCUCUAAACGAGAAGGCCAUCGAGGUCUCGCCGUCCUCAAGCCGUGUCAUUGACCGCGCUGGCGACAUCAUCGUCCCCUUCCCUCCUAGCAAGAAUCGUCCUCGUCCCGGUGACUGGAACUGCCCCUCGUGUGGCUUCUCCAACUUCCAGCGUCGUACCGCCUGCUUCCGAUGCUCUUUCCCCGCCAUGCAGCAGGGCCCACCAGGUGGUGAUCCCAUGGCUUACGGCGGUUACGGAUAUGGUGGUCACCCUGGCAUGAUGGGCCCCCCUCAACACCACAUGGGUCAUGGCCACGGCCACGGAAUGGGUGGCGGACAUAUGCGCGGUGGCACCGGCGCUGUGCCCUUUAGGGCUGGAGACUGGAAGUGCGGAGAGAACGGCUGUGGAUACCACAACUUCGCGAAGAACACCGCGUGUCUCCGCUGCGGUGCGAGCCGUGCAGGUGCCGCCGUGGUGGCUGACUCUGCCUUCCCUUCGCCCAUGGAUACUCCUUCCGGCUUCGGCAUGGGACCUCCCUCCAUGGGUGGCACUCCCGGCGGCGGUCCUUACGGUCCAGCUGGCUACGGUGGUGGUGGCUUCCCAGCUCAACAGUACGGCGGUCCUCCGAGCUCUUACGCUCUGCCAUCCGGUAUGGGCGCCGCUAGCCCUUACCCUCCUAUGGGUGCGCAGUACGUGCCCAACGGCGGCAUGCACUCCACUCCCUUCGACAGUCGCUCAGCUGAAGCCGCAUUCUCUUCUGCCGACCCCUACCCCAGCCAGGGUGCCGUCAACGGUGGUGAUGGUCGCAACGAUCCCUUCGCUUUCCUUUCGAGUGGCUUCGGGUCUCUUUCUAUGAACGACGACCGCCGCAACGUUUCUAACCCCGCAAACAAGUCACCAGCAUAA